Molecule: messenger RNA, 3793 nt
Organism: Notolabrus celidotus (New Zealand spotty)
Lineage: Eukaryota; Metazoa; Chordata; Actinopteri; Labriformes; Labridae
Product: glutamate receptor 2-like
Exons: 20
Coding region: 160-2847 (895 amino acids)
Biological process (GO): modulation of chemical synaptic transmission; synaptic transmission, glutamatergic; monoatomic ion transport
Cellular component (GO): AMPA glutamate receptor complex; plasma membrane; dendritic spine
Molecular function (GO): AMPA glutamate receptor activity; transmitter-gated monoatomic ion channel activity involved in regulation of postsynaptic membrane potential
Source: RefSeq, a predicted model, not a curated record
UGCACGCGCCUGUGAGGAGCGAGAGGUGGGCAUCUGCAGAGCUCGAGCUGUGAGCGGAGCUGGACCGACGCCAUGAGCUCGCGCCGUGUGUGAUGGAGGUGAUGAAUCGGUAAAACCGGAGCCGUGGAUGCUGUGAGGUCGCGUGCGGAGCCAGAAAACAUGAAGCUGCUGUUUGUGGUGACGCUCUUAUGGCGCGAGGCGCUCUGCGGGUCUCCGAGCGUGCAGAUAGGUGGCUUGUUUCCUCGGGGAGCUGAUCAGGAGUACAGUGCGUUCCGGGUCGGGAUGGUUCAGUUUGGGAUGACAGAUUUCAGACUGACUCCUCACAUCGAUAAUCUGGAGGUGGCAAACAGCUUCGCCGUCACAAACUGCUUUUGUUCACAGUUCUCUCGCGGGGUCUACGCCAUCUUUGGCUUCUAUGAUAAGAAGUCAGUGAACACAAUCACAUCUUUCUGCGAGACGCUGCACGUGUCCUUCAUCACACCAUCGUUCCCCGCUGAAGGCAUGAAUCAGUUCGUUCUGCAGAUGAGGCCGGACAUCAAGGGCCCUUUGGUUUCUUUGGUGGAGUACUACAAGUGGGAGAAGUUUGCAUACCUCUACGACAGUGACCGAGGUCUCUCUACUCUUCAAGUCAUCCUGGACACUGCAGCAGAGAAGAAAUGGGUUGUGACAGCAAUAAAUGUAGGGAAUCUGAAAGACGAGAGGAAGGACGAGGCGUAUCGAUCCUUGUUCCAGGACCUUGAGAUCCGUAAGGAACGACGUAUCAUUCUGGACUGUGAGCAGGACAAAGUCAAAGACAUCAUGGAACAGGUGAUCACUAUAGGUCGACAUGUGAAGGGAUACCACUACAUCAUCGCUAACCUGGGUUUUUUAGACGGUGACCUCUCUAAAAUCCAGUAUGGAGGAGCGAAUGUUUCGGGCUUUCAAAUCGUAGAUUUUGAUGAUCCUGUGGUGGCAAAGUUUGACCAGCGAUGGGAAGCUCUCGAGGAAAAAGAAUAUCCUGGAGCGGACUCACGGAUCAGAUACACCUCCGCCCUCACCUACGAUGCCGUAAACGUGAUGACUGAGGCCUUCCGCUUCCUUCACAAGCAGAGGAUAGACAUGAGCCGCCGAGGGAACAGUGGGGACUGUCUGGCCAAUCCAGCAGUGCCAUGGGCUCAGGGGGUGGAAAUCGAACGAGCCCUCAAACAGGUGCGUGUUGAUGGUCUAACAGGUAACAUCCAGUUUGACCAGUAUGGGAAGAGAAUCAAUUAUUCAGUGACCGUCAUGGAGCUGAAGAACAACGGACCUGUGAAGAUUGGCUACUGGAAUGAGGUGGAUAAGAUGGUGGUAACGAAGUCGGAUCUUUACCCAAACGACACCAGUGGGAUGGAAAACAAGACGGUCAUCGUAACAACUAUACUGGAAGCCCCUUAUGUGAUGAUGAAGAAGAACUCAGAGCUGUUUCAAGACAACGAUCGCUAUGAAGGUUACUGUGUCGACCUGGCAGCAGAGAUUGCAAAGCAUUGUGGGAUACGAUACCAGCUAAGGAUUGUGGGAGAUGGCAAAUAUGGAGCCAGAGAUGCAGAAACCAAGAUCUGGAAUGGUAUGGUUGGAGAGCUGGUGUACGGGAAAGCAGACAUAGCUGUCGCUCCUCUGACCAUCACUCUGGUUCGAGAAGAAGUGAUUGAUUUCUCCAAACCCUUCAUGUCUCUGGGAAUCUCCAUCAUGAUCAAGAAGCCACAGAAGUCUAAACCAGGAGUCUUCUCCUUCCUGGACCCCUUGGCCUAUGAAAUCUGGAUGUGCAUUGUCUUUGCAUAUAUAGGAGUCAGUGUGGUUCUCUUCCUGGUUUCCAGAUUCAGCCCUUAUGAGUGGACGUUAGAGGAGCCAGAGGACGGAGCGCUGCCCUUAACUACUGAAUCCACCAACGAGUUUGGGAUCUUUAACUCGCUCUGGUUCUCUCUGGGUGCUUUCAUGAGGCAGGGUUGUGACAUCUCACCCAGGUCCUUGUCGGGCCGGAUCGUUGGAGGUGUGUGGUGGUUCUUCACGCUCAUCAUCAUCUCCUCGUACACGGCGAACCUCGCUGCCUUUCUGACGGUGGAGAGGAUGGUCUCUCCCAUCGAGAGCGCCGAAGAUCUGGCCAAACAGACGGAGAUCGCGUACGGGACUCUGGACUCCGGAUCGACCAAGGAGUUCUUCAGGCGCUCUAAAAUCGCCCUGUUUGACAAAAUGUGGCAGUACAUGAAAUCAGCAGAGCCCUCAGUCUUUGUGAAGAAGACAUCAGAGGGCGUCCUACGAGUCAGGAAGUCCAAAGGGAAGUACGCCUACCUGCUGGAGUCCACAAUGAAUGAGUACAUCGAGCAGAGGAAACCCUGCGACACCAUGAAAGUGGGAGGAAACCUGGACUCCAAAGGCUACGGCAUCGCAACACCCAAAGGGUCCCCAUUAAGAAACGCGGUGAACCUGGCGGUGUUAAAGUUGAACGAGCAGGGGCUGCUGGACAAACUGAAAAACAAGUGGUGGUAUGACAAGGGAGAGUGCGGCAGCGGAGGAGGGGAGAGCAAGGAGAAGACCAGCGCCCUGUCUCUCAGUAACGUGGCUGGAGUCUUCUACAUCCUGGUUGGAGGUCUGGGUCUGGCCAUGAUGGUGGCGCUGGUGGAGUUCUGCUACAAGAGCCGGGCUGAGGCCAAAAAAAUGAAGGUGGCAGCCAACACCUUGUCGUCCCCCCAGCACACAGGAAACUACACACACACUCUGACUUCUCCUCAACACGCCCCCAACUUCAACCUGCUGUCCCCCAGCCACCAGCCAAACUACGCCACCUAUAAAGAAGGCUACAACGUUUAUGGCAUUGAGAGCGUCAAGAUCUAACACGGAUGAAGUUCACUGAUGCAAUGCGCUCCAAAGCUCGUCUAUCCAUCACAGGAUCGACUAGUGAGAAUGGUCGUGUCCCAGUGGCUUACCUACGUCCAGGAUUACCCAUGAGCCUCAGCAUGACUGAUCUCUCCUGACCACGCCCAAGCCAGUGCCUUACAGCCAAUGGACACACAUUUCCCCUUUUUGUCAUCUCAAUGACCAAUCACCACUCACGGUGGGUGAUCCGCCCCAAUUUGUAAUCUGGAGUUUUAAUCAUGUGUGUCUGAGGACUCCUGACCCAUUCUCACAUCUGGCCUCCAGACUGGACCGAUGUUUUCACUGUCAGGUUUAAGACCCGCCCACCUGGAAGUGAAUCCUGACUGACAGCGAGACAGACGGCUGCUCAUUUACAUCAUGAAAAACAAUCAAGCACAGUGGACAGUUUUCUAAAGUCACUCCUCAUCGUUUGGUAGAUUUUUGCCACUUGUACAGAAAUCAAGGACGACGUGAAGCUGACGACGCAAUAACAACUUCAUCAGGGAUGUGAUCAGGAACUGUAUGAAGAGGAGUGAUGUCCUGAACGUCACAUCCAUCCAAUGAUCAAGUAGAGUUACUGUUCUAGAAAAAGAUCAUAAAAAUAAUAAUAAUGUUAUUGUAAUUAACUGUUUUCUUUCAGCCUAAAAAAUCCCUGAUUAGUAGAGACUCCAAGAGCUGCAUGGACUGCUACGUGUUCACACACACACACACACACACACACACACACACACACACACACACACACACUGUACACAUACAUAUACAUUCAACAGGAAUGGGCAGGGGCACGAAAGAUGUUCAAACUUUUUGAUGAGUAACGCUUUAAAAAUUCAAACAUACGUUAGAACCUCAAAGAAACACAGAGGCACAAAAAACCUCUCACACAACAGUUCACCAUUUAAACAAGCUGAUCCUAACGGGUAAU